Formica exsecta is the source of this 870-nucleotide messenger RNA. RefSeq lists its product as uncharacterized. The transcript has a single exon. Lineage: Eukaryota; Metazoa; Arthropoda; Insecta; Hymenoptera; Formicidae. Gene Ontology annotation, molecular function: nucleic acid binding. The coding region runs from base 1 to 870 and encodes 289 amino acids. The record is from RefSeq and is a predicted model, not a curated record.
AUGAACAAAGAAUUGCCCACAUUAGCGAAGGUUCUCCGAGCCGUGAAUAACGACGAAAACCUACCAAAUUUUAAGCGGACGAACUUUUGGAAAUUGUUGAAGGACCUAAAUUUUGUUUUUAUUGGUCGACGUCGUAAUAGCGUCCUUACAGAAAGGGAUGAUCUAAUUUUGUGGCGGCGAAACUAUCUGAGAGCCGUGAAAAAAUUCCGAGAAGAGGGUCGGCCGAUAUAUUAUCUGGAUGAAACUUGGGUAAAUGCAGGUGACGUUUCUGCCAAGGUUUGGAUUGAUUCUAAAAUCAAUUCCAAGAAGGAUGCGUUUCUUCGAGGACUGUCCACAGGCCCGUCUAAUCCUACGGGGAAGGGCAAACGAUUGAUUGUCCUGCAUAUUGGUAGUACAGCCGGCUUCGUACCUAAAGGACUUUUAUGUUUUGAAUCUAAGAACAACACUGCGGAUUACCACGAUGAAAUGAACGGCGACACAUUUCUUGAGUGGUUUGAGAAAAUUUUACCGUCGCUUGAAGAUAACGCCGUUAUCGUUAUGGACAAGGCUCCAUAUUAUUCUAUGAAGUUGGAAAAAAUACCGAACACUUCAUGGAAAAAAGCGGCAAUAAUAGAAUGGUUAGAGAACAAAAGCAAGACCGCUGAUACAACAAUGUUAAAGGUUGAGCUCCUGCUAAUUGUUGAUCUUAUAAAGGACAAUUAUAAUAAAUAUGUGAUCGAUGAGACAACAAAACUGUGCUCAGACUGCCUCCUUAUCAUUGUAAGCUUAACCCAUCGAAAUGGUAUGGUCGAUGGUGAAAGGAUAUGUAAAGAGCCACAACAAUAUGUUGAAGAUCAACGACGUGAAAACACUACUCGAACAAGGAGUUGA